AUGACAACAUAUAAGCAGCGCGCACCUUUCCAUCGCCAGAGUAGCAGACACUCGCCCGACGAAGACCUAACUGAAGCCCGCAUUGUCUCUUCAACAAAGGGAACCCAGUCCAAUUUCUCUGGCGCCCACGCCCAUUCUCAUGCUCCUGGUCUGUCGUCAACAAACCCCUCAGACGAGAUUUUUGAAAACGGUCUGGAUCAGGAAUGGACAUCUAUUCGUCACACAGCCAGUGCUCGCGUGAGGGCACGGCAACAGCAAUACCUCCACCAAGCACAGCAACGUGCACAAGAAUGGCAUUUUGUUCUUGGCCAGUAUCAACGACCCCCACUGAGCACAGCAAGCAGUACCGGCACCGUAGCUCAGGGAGGGAUCUCCUCAGAUGAAUACGAGGACGUUCUUAGCGGGAAUGAAGCAGCUUCAGUCAUGGACAGUACAUGUGGUCGAGGUCUCAGGGAUACAACACUACAACUACGUCCACAAAGCUAUCGAGAGCGAACCAGCAGUAUGGGUCAGUUGAGCGCUUACAGUUACUCUGAUCUGCCAAGCGAAGAGCUCGAGGACUUGGACGAAUCCGAAGACUUUUCGAUCUGGUCUCAAGACGACGAGGAUGUGCAUUCGACCUCAACUGUGUCGCGCCCUAGACUGUCCAAGUUCGCGUCCCCCUACGCAGCCUCGGUUUCGUCAACAACCUCGCUCAACAACAUGAUUCACCCUUCGUUUGGCCACCACUUCGGAGGAGGCGCUAGUAACCGAAUCCAGAACCAAAUGCCCUUCCACGACGGCUCUGGGAACUUUGUGUCGUAUCGCUCGUCAUCAUCACAGCUAGGAUUAUCUGAUCACGAGUCGGAUCAUGGUGGGUGGGAAAGCUCCUCAUCCACUACAUCCUCGGCCCUCAAAGGGGAACGUAUACCUCAGAGCCAACAGACAUGGAACGUGGGAUCAAGACGACCCGUUUCCUCCACUGAGUUCGACUCAGUAAUUCACAAUAUUGCUCAACUGCAGACGCGACAAGUCCAACAACCACACAGUAAUGCGUCAACAUACACCUUUGGGGCUCACGGCAACACCUCCUCGCUUCGCCCACCGCUACCGGCCGCCUCUGUGACGCAUGGCAAGAAGUCGAUUGGACCAUCUAAACUUCAAAAGUGCAGCAUUUAUGAAGCCGAGAUGGAGGAUAUUGACGCUAUGGUCAUUGAUAUCCCCUCCAAGCAAGGAUGGCUCCAGGCGUUUGAGCAGGCCUUGAUCGCUUUCAGAUCUGGAGAAACCGAGCUGGAUAUGGACGAUUCGAUGCUGGUCAGUCCUAUUAGAGCACUGGCGCGUCACUCGACGCAGGAGGAUGCAAUAGAUCUUGUUGGGCUUUCGAAGACUCUGAUACCUGAAUCGUUGGCUGGUACCUCAGAAUCAUUAAAGGCUAGACCCCACCGUUCGUUGCCAAAUUCAGACACUACCAAUACCGUAACGAGUACUCGCUUGCCUGUGAUCACGUCCUCAUCAUCAAUUGAAUCCUUCGCCGGCUCCACUAAGGACAACACAUCGGCAGACAUGAGGGAAGUAAAGCAACAGAUAUCAGAGUCAUCAUUGGAGACGCUUCAACGACUCCAGAAGAGACACAGGACCAGUUAUCAGGACUUUAGCGCUCUGCAUGCACCCCUUGCCUCGACUACUUCCUUCGGCAUGGAGGGAUCUCAGGCGGACCCCAUGCAUAUCCACUUUUCACCGACCAUUGCGAUGAAUCAUCGGACUCAAGACAACAGCUUCGCAGACAGUGGAGGAGAGUCAAGUUCACGGACGGAUAUUGUCGACUUUCAAGGCCAGACAAAUGAAAGCGAUUCGAACUUACUGACCUCAGUGAUAUCCUCUCUUCGCCGAUUCCGUGACCAUGUCAAGUCUAACCUGCUGCAUGCAGAAUUUGACGACGACGAGGGCGACGAUGGCACGCACAAAUUUCUAUCAGGACUUGGGCUUGAGGGCGAUCUAGGGAUCGAAUGGGCCACAGCCGGUCGAGGCACACCUCAGUCACUUUUGGAUAAGCACUGUGAGAGUAAGCUGCCUGAUGCUCCUGUAGCUACACUCGGUCGACAUACAGAGACCUCGGCAGCUUUUUUCUCAAAUUCUAGGCCAAAAAGGGCCAUAGCGCGAGAAAGUAUUCGGCGCACUGGCAGCGAUUGUGGACUGGAAAGUAUGCUGCGCGACCAGACCAAGGAACCUGUCCCGAACACGGCUACUUCCUUUUGA
Molecule: messenger RNA, 2235 nt
Organism: Gamsiella multidivaricata
Lineage: Eukaryota; Fungi; Mortierellomycota; Mortierellomycetes; Mortierellales; Mortierellaceae
Exons: 3
Coding region: 1-2235 (744 amino acids)
Source: RefSeq, a predicted model, not a curated record